Messenger RNA from Closterium sp. Naga37s-1, 765 nucleotides. NCBI's taxonomy places the organism in Eukaryota, Viridiplantae, Streptophyta, Zygnematophyceae, Desmidiales, Closteriaceae. The record is from the annotation of a GenBank genome assembly.
AUGCUUACGAAGGUUAGUAGAGUACGCUUCGGAGAUGGCUUUGAACUCUGCAAGCUUUACAGUAGCAGCUUCGUGGGCGGCGACGGCAGCCGCGUGUGCUCUGCCCUUGAUGACGUAGUCGUCUCGCUCCUUGUUGUACUUGUUGAGGUGGUGGGGAUGAGUUGUGUGCUGUCCGCAGCUGGGGACUCCCCCGUUUGGUCGCGUUCGCGGCUGCCCGCGUUCGUCCCGUCCGCGGCUGCUGCCCGCGUUCGUCCCGUCCGCAGCUGCUGCCCGCGUUCGUCCCGUCCUCGGCCGUUGCCCGCGUUCGUCCCGUCCGCGGCGGCUGCCCGCGUUCGUCCCGUCCGCGGCGGCUGCCCGCGUUCGUCCCGUCCGCGGCGGCUGUCCGCGGAUGGCGCGUCCGCGCUGCCCGUCGGCGCGGACGUCGCGACCGCCCUCGUCGUGGGCGCGGGCGGCGCGUCCGCGCUGCCCGUCGGCGCGGACGUCGCGUCCGCCCUCGUCGUGGGCGCGGGCGGCGCGUCCGCGCUGCCCGUCGGCGCGGACGUCGCGUCCGCCCUCGUCGUGGGCGCGGGCGGCGCGUCCGCGCUGCCCGUCGGCGCGGACGUCGCGUCCGCCCUCGUCGUGGGCGCGGGCGGCGCGUCCGCGCUGCCCGUCGGCGCGGACGUCGCGUCCGCCCUCGUCGUGGGCGCGGACGUCGCGUCCGCCCUCGUCGUCGGCGCGGACGUCGCGUCAGCGGUUGUCGGUCGCGUUCGUCGCGUCCGCAGCUGA